AUGGCCAGGGCAAUGACCGCACCAACCUACUUGCAGAAGAGCAAUAGCAACGGCAGGCGAAUUAAAUCAAAUGCUGAAAGUGUGGGGGACUCCGGAACGGACAAUUACAGGGGAUUGACCGUUUUGCGUAUCACAAAGUUGGCGGGGGAGAAGGGUAAAAUGGCAAAGCGUUCGACCUCUCGACCAGCAGCGGAAACUAUGGGCUCUAUAGCUGCACCACUUGCGCAGAGGAAUUGGCCAAAAAGAGCUCAAAAGUGUGCCGAGUACAGACUUAAAAGCAGGAUCACACACUACGACAAGGACGUCGAUAGGGAAAUGAAGGGGAAUGGGAAGAAGGGGAUGUAUGUACGUGAGGAGAAUAAGGAGGCAAUUAGGGGUGGCGUCGAGCGAACCUCAGAGCAACAGCACCAGAUGAGCAGCUGGCAACCUUUCUACGACGGGGAUAGUUCGAAAUAA
Morchella importuna is the source of this 456-nucleotide messenger RNA. RefSeq lists its product as uncharacterized. The transcript has 3 exons. The record is from RefSeq and is a predicted model, not a curated record. NCBI's taxonomy places the organism in Eukaryota, Fungi, Ascomycota, Pezizomycetes, Pezizales, Morchellaceae. The coding region runs from base 1 to 456 and encodes 151 amino acids.